GGUGAGCGACAAAACAAACCAAAUCAAAACAAAAAUUAGAUCGGUGGAUUGCGAAACGCAAUUUAAAAUUUAUUUUGUUCAGUAAAAGAAAAGUAUGAAUGUGUUCAAAGUGUAUCAUCAGCUUCACUCAAAACGCUCUCAAAUUCUAAGAUUAUUCACAAUAUGUGAUUCGAAUUUGCUCCCAGUCAGACCCUGCUCCUCAAAUGCCACCCCCGUCGGGUUACCAAAAGUGACAACAAACGCAUCCUCGGACCUAACAAAGCUAACCGUUUCCUAUGGACAACCGAUGCCGGCCACACAUCCGCAUCUCCUAACUGAAGAUGAACUGGUGCCGGGGAUUCGUCUUGCCGAAGUGCAAGCCCGACGCAAAGCCCUUCUAGCGCUGGUCAGAAAUUAUGCCGCAACUGGGCUGGAUCGCUCCGUCAAGGAGCACAUUGUGGUCAUACCAUCGGCCAACAAAAAGUAUAUGAGCGAUAAGAUACCGUACGUGUUUCGGCAGAACACCGAUUUCCUAUACUUGAGCGGAUGUCUGGAACCGGACAGUGUUCUGACUCUGGAGGUGGACGCCGCUGGGAACGAGAAAAGUACACUGUUUGUGCGGCCGAAGGAUAGCCAUGCCGAGCUGUGGGAUGGUCCCCGAACGGGGGUGGAAUUGGCCCCACACGUGUUCGGAGUGGACGAGGCAGUAAAUGUGAGCGAUCUUAAAAACUAUUUGACGAAAUACUCGUUUGCACAUCCGCACGGAUUGGUUUGGUUCGAUGAGAAGGAAUGUGACUUAGAGGACAUCAGGAAAAUGGUUGGUGACGUGAGUAGGUCGGAAGUGGUUCGUUCGCCGCUGGGGCUUAUUCACAGGCUGAGGGUGGUGAAGACGCCCGCCGAAAGGGAACUGAUGAGACGCACUUGUCAAAUAGCUUCCGCGGCCAUCAACAGAACAAUGCAGGAGAGUAAAGCCGGACAAAGCGAGCAUCAGCUGUUCGCUAAGGUGGAUUUCUUCAGUCGGAUGGCGGGAGCAAGCUACUUGGCGUAUCCUCCUGUAGUAGCAGGAGGGGCAAACGCGACUGUGAUACACUACGUGAACAAUAAUCAGAUUGUGAAGGACGGGGAGAUGGUUCUGAUGGAUGCUGGUUGCGAAUAUGGAGGAUAUACGAGUGAUAUCACGAGAACGUGGCCAAUAAAUGGGGAGUUUAGCGAACCGCAACGAAUCCUGUACGAACUGUUGUCGCAGGUGCAACAGGAGCUACUCAAAUGUCUGCACAAUGCCGGAGGGGAAACGUUGGAUCAGCUGUUUGAUACGAUGUGCCUUCGGCUGGGAAAGUAUCUGCAGGAGGUGGGGCUGAUUCCUAAAGCCUUGCAAGGUGCAGAUUUGGGACGGGCGGCGUACAAAUUCUGUCCGCAUCAUGUGUCGCACUAUUUGGGUAUGGACGUGCACGACACGCCAUUAAUUUCGCGAAGCAUUGCGCUCGUUCCCGGAAUGGUUUGCACUGUUGAGCCAGGAAUCUACAUAAGUCUCCGACGAAAAGAUGUCCCGCCGGAAUUCCGCGGAUUGGGGCUCCGAAUCGAGGAUGACGUCCUUAUCAAACCAGACAACCAGAUCGAAGUACUAACGGAAGGAUGUGUCAAAGACAUCCGUCAAAUUGAAGCUCUCAUCAGAUCGUAAUCUUGUUCAUAAACGACUACUUUAGACCUAAUUACAUCUGCUACAGGUAAGUCAAUCCAAAAUUCUUCCAAAUCUCCCACCCGUCCAACCCAUUAUCGGAUAAAAUAAACAGAACUGAAUCGUUUUGUACGAAGGAGAUUGUAAAACAUUGAUAUAUUUUAUACAUAUGUAAAAACGAACACUAAUGCUAAGCAGUUUAACGAUUUCCUUAACAUUUAUCACUUUGACUUAGUUAGUAGACGAGAUGCGAUCAAUAAAACAAGUACAUUGAAACCUCAA
This is a messenger RNA of Armigeres subalbatus, 1936 nucleotides long. RefSeq names its product xaa-Pro aminopeptidase 3-like. The coding region runs from base 95 to 1657 and encodes 520 amino acids. Gene Ontology annotation, molecular function: manganese ion binding; metalloaminopeptidase activity. Gene Ontology annotation, biological process: proteolysis. Lineage: Eukaryota; Metazoa; Arthropoda; Insecta; Diptera; Culicidae. Gene Ontology annotation, cellular component: mitochondrion. The transcript has 3 exons. The record is from RefSeq and is a predicted model, not a curated record.